AAAAAUUCACUAGCUUAAGACCAAUACAACAUUCACAAACCUUCUUUUCUAGGAUAGGAUUUUCCCUUCAAAUAAGCAUCUACCAUGCCUGUCUAACUUCACUAUUGUCAAACUCCUCUCUUUGAAACUUAAAGGAUUUGUUGCAGUGGCCCUAGAAAAUGGAGAACAUGGUUAAGCAAAUGAGGGUGAGAUUUUCUGGUACUGAACAGGAUAGCCAACAAGACCCGAACAGUACAAGAGAACGAAGAAUACCACCACAGAAAACUAGUUCCUUCAAAGGAGACGAGAAGAAACAACAAAACUGGUUCCAAAAGCAAUUCUCUCGCCAAUCGAGUCGAGAUUAUGAUCCUAGUGAUGGUGGUGAGUAUGCGACUGCUAUUGCUGCUGCUGCAUUUGCCAUCAACUCACUCGAAGAAGCAGAGUUAGUGGAUAAGAAAAAGAUCAGAGAAGGUUCAGAAAAAUUUCCCACCAAGACCAAUAGCAAAAAGGAAGAAAGUUCAAAAAAAUUUCCCACUAAGACAAAUAGCAAAAAGGAAGAAGGUGUAGCCCUGCAGCAAGACACUGGUAAAAUAUCCAGACAAUUUACAAGUAAGCAAUCAAAAGAAGACCAACAAUCUCCAGGUAAUGUUUUUCCCAGGAUUAAGCUUAUAUCAGUAUUUAUAUUAAACAAUAUAACAAGGUGUUCUGCACCAGAGAACGGUUCUGUGGAAAAAUCACAAUGGGUGGACCAGAGGAUACCAGAGACUGCCGUCACCAGUGAAAAGAAACCAGAAAAAGCUCCCACUAGAGUUCCAACUACUAAGAGGACACCAACAACAGCCGAAGAAGUGGAUAGACAGCCGAGGAUAAUUCCUCCACCCCCAGCAAAACAAACACUCCCAACAGCUGGAGAUGACAAGCGGAAGGGAAGCCCAACAAGAACCGGUCCACCAUCCAAAGCAGAUGCUUGGAUGGAAGCUGAGAUGGCCAAGAUUCAAACACGGUAUGAGAAGAUGAAUUCCACAAUUCUAUCUUGGGAGGAUGAGAAGAAGAAGAAAGCUAGCCGCCAACUGACCAUGAAAGAGACCAAAUUGGAACAGAGAAGGGCAAGAGCCUUGCAACAGUUCCGCAAUGAGAUGACAAGGAUUGAUCAGAUAGUUGGAGGAGCAAGAGCACAGGUUGAGGAAAAGAGAAGAAAUGAUGAGUUCAAAGCAAAAGAGAAGGCAAAUAAAAUCAGAGCAACAGGAAAGGUCCCCGCCACGUGUUUCUGUUGCUGAAGCACUAAUAAUGACGAUGGACUAGGCUGCUUCAGAAA
This is a messenger RNA of Telopea speciosissima, 1294 nucleotides long. RefSeq names its product remorin 4.1-like. Lineage: Eukaryota; Viridiplantae; Streptophyta; Magnoliopsida; Proteales; Proteaceae. Bases 159 to 1256 code for a protein of 365 amino acids. The record is from RefSeq and is a predicted model, not a curated record. The transcript is spliced from 5 exons.